CGGGGCGAUGACUUUCCAGUGGACGGCAGUUGCCGCCUUCCUGUACGGUGAAAUAGGAGUCAUUCUGGUGCUCUGCCUGCCGUUCGUUUCUCCGCUGAGAUGGCAGAAGAUUUUUAUGAUUCCUCUAUGGAGCAAAAUGGCAGUUUUUUGGAACAAGAUGUUCCUUACAAUAAUAGUUUUACUGAUCGUCUUGUUUCUUGAUGCUGUUAGAGAAGUUAGGAAGUACUCUGCCGUUCAUGUGAAUGAGAAGGCUGCAAAUAUCAAUACCAAUGCAUUUGAUCAUAUUCAGAUGAAACUGUUCCGAUCGCAAAGAAACCUCUACCUCUCAGGUUUUUCCUUAUUUCUUUGGCUUGUAUUGAGACGUACUAUUACCCUUCUUACUCAGUUGGCAAAAGGGAUGGCAUCUCACGCAGCUCUGGAAACACAAGUAAAUGAUGCUACUGAAGCAGCCAAAAAAUACAUGGCGGAGAAUGAAAGGCUGCAGGAGGCCUUGAGUGAAAAAGGAAGCAGUAAAAGCAAAGAGUCAGCAGAAGCAACUGAUAAAAAGUUGAAGAAGGAAGUUGAACAUUUGAAAGCCGAACUACAGAAGACGUCAGAUGCUCUCCAGAAGGCAAAUAAUGAAGUGACUGCAGUUAAAAAGCAGUCUGAAGGCCUUAGAAGAGAAUAUGAUCAUCUGAUGAAAGAAUAUGAACAGCUUCAGGACAGUUUAAAUGAAGCAGAAGACAAGAAAGACCUGUAGGUGUAUCAAAGACGGAUGGCAUCGGUGCAGUUGCUUCAAUGUGAAAAGCCGUGUGCUGUUCAAGCUCCUAAUGCAUACCUGAAACAAAACUUGAUUUUUCUGAAAAGCACGUGCACUGCAGGUCACUAUUGAGAUGCCUCUCAUGUAUCUUGGUUGCCAAAAUAUUCUGUGUUGCAAAUAAAAUGUUAAGUGGCUUGCCCGAUUUACCAUGGAGAUUGUCACUGCUCUUGUGAGGAGAAACUUGAAAAUCUUUCAAUUCCAUCUGGAGCAACUUGACUGUUCUCCAAGCUUUUGCC
Molecule: messenger RNA, 1035 nt
Organism: Nipponia nippon (crested ibis)
Lineage: Eukaryota; Metazoa; Chordata; Aves; Pelecaniformes; Threskiornithidae
Source: RefSeq, a predicted model, not a curated record